Molecule: messenger RNA, 2312 nt
Organism: Anopheles funestus (African malaria mosquito)
Lineage: Eukaryota; Metazoa; Arthropoda; Insecta; Diptera; Culicidae
Product: general transcription factor II-I repeat domain-containing protein 2A-like
Exons: 2
Coding region: 914-2086 (390 amino acids)
Source: RefSeq, a predicted model, not a curated record
GUACGAUUAACUAAAAUUGGCACAUUCGCUCUCGCUUCAACUCGUACAAAAAGGCGCAGCAAAUUUAAAUCCCAUCGAUCGGAGUCGACGCCGAGCGUGAGCCAUUGGUGUGUGAGUAGCUAAAUCGUCAAAAAUACGACGUAUGUUCAGGUGACUGGGGUGUUUGAAUUUUCUUGAUAAAUUUUGCGAUCGACGGACAUGUCUUAUUGAUUACUUUGCGAAGCCUUCCAAAGCGUGACAGUUAUCCACUACAAGUCAAACAACAAAGUCGAAACCGUACCGAAAGCAUUUAUUUCAAUAGCCGAGAGUAAGAAAAGAAAACUUGAUGACGAGUGUUGGCAAUUUCAAGAAGAAUGGUAUUUGAAAUAUUUUUUUGCAAAACAUGGGAAAAAAGCGCUGUGUGUCAUCUAUAACGGAACAGUGUCUGUGAUGAAGGAUUACAACCUACGUCGUCAUUAUCAAACCAAACGUGAGGAGGAAUAUGGUCAGUUGAAGGGACAAGAACGAACCGAACGGUUUUCCAAGCUAUACCACCAAAUUUCGUCUCAAAAAGCGCUGUUCACCAAAUUAUCUACUGAAAACGAAUCUGUGACUAACGCCAGUUACAAAGUUGCGUAUAUCUUGGCUAAAAGAGGUAAACCGUUUACAGAUGGUGAACUAGUGAAGGAGUGUAUGUUGGAAGUAGCACAAGAACUGUGUCCAGAUAUGCUUAAAAAAUUCUAAAAUUUGUCUUUAAGUACCAAUACCAUUGCACGUCGUGUGGAAGAUAUUGGUGAAAACAUUGUAGAUCAACAGAAAAAAGUGCAAAAAUUUUUCGAUAUUUUUCAAUUGCAAUGGACGAAUCGUUGGACAUUUCAUCAACCUAGCAGCUUCUUGUGUUCAUCAGAGUGGAUGAAAACCUGAAUGUAUUGCCAUGCAUAGCAUGUAUGGUACUGUUACCGGAGAAGAUAUUUUCGCUAAGCUGGUUAAAACUUUUUCGGAAUACAAUUUAGAUUGGAGUAAUUUUAGUUGUUUAACUGUUGAUGGAGGAAAAAAUAUGAGUGAUGUGAAAAAAGGUUUGGUUGGACUAGUAAAGGAGGAGUGCAAAAAAAGAAAUGUUCCUCAGCCUAUGUUCAUCCACUGUAUGAUUCACCAGCAAGCGUUGUGCGCUAAAUAUUUAGAUAUUAGCUGUGUAGUUCAUCCCGUAGUUAAAAUAGUGAAUUUCAUUCGAUCACACGGUCUGAAUCAUAGACAGUUUAGAAGCUUGUUGAAAGAUAAUGAAACGGAUUAUCCAGAUAUGCCUUAUUGCACAGCAGUACGAUGGCUAAGUUGUGCAAAACUUUUAACCAGAAUGCUUGAAAUAAGAAAGGAUGUUACGGAGUUUUUAGAAACAAAGGGCAAACCAGAACCGUUGCUACGUGAUGAAAACUGGGUAUGGAAAUUGGCAUUUGCAGCAGACAUAACAACUCACUUGAAUUUACUGAAUCUUAAACCUCAAGGACAAGACAAUCUUAUUUCCGACUUGUACACUCAUAUUAAACCAUUCAGACUUAAACUUACUUUAUUUUUAGAACAGCUACAGAUAAUAAACUUAACACAUUUUCCACAGUGUCAAAAAUUUAAAGGGCAAGCAAAGGCAGAAUUCCCAGUUGAUUAUGCAUUUGAUUUAAUAACCAACCUGCAAAAGCAGUUUAGUGAAAGGUUUUCUGAAGUAGACGAAAAAGCUUCAGAAAUUAGAAUUUUUCAAAAUCCAUUCGAAGCAGUUGUUUUGGAUUGUCCCUAUGAACUGCAGUUGGAGUUCAUCGAAAUUCAAGCGAAUGAUAACCUGAAAGAUAAAUUCAAAGAAGGACUAAUUGAUUUAUACAAAUUUUUACCGAAAAAAGAUUUUCCAAACAUGAGGGAUUUUGCAUGUAAGUACAUUUCACUGUUCGGAACAACAUAUUUGUGCGAACAAAUAUUUUCACGCAUGAAAUACGUAAAGAAUAAUUUGAGAUUCAACUUAACGGACAAACACAUGGAAUCUAUAUUGACGAUAGGAACGUCAAAUUUGAAACCCGAAUUAUCCGCAAUUACAGCAUCCAAGAAACAAUGCCAACAUUCGCAUUAAUUUCAAAAGAUUAAUACAGAAAAGUGCAAAUUGAAUUCAACUAAAACGUUUAAGAAAUCAAGACAACGUGAAAUAUAGUGACAAUGUAAAAUAAAGAACUAUAAAGACAAAAAUAAAGAACAAAUAUUGUGAGUAUAAUUUGCAUAGAACUUAUUUUAUAAAAUUAUUUCAAUUCAGCUAUUUGAUUAUUCAAAAUUAUAAUUAUUUUCUCAAACAACCACAUCCG